Messenger RNA from Umbelopsis ramanniana AG, 1409 nucleotides. RefSeq lists its product as uncharacterized. Bases 120 to 1103 code for a protein of 327 amino acids. The transcript is spliced from 2 exons. The record is from RefSeq and is a predicted model, not a curated record. Gene Ontology annotation, cellular component: mitochondrion. NCBI's taxonomy places the organism in Eukaryota, Fungi, Mucoromycota, Umbelopsidomycetes, Umbelopsidales, Umbelopsidaceae. Gene Ontology annotation, biological process: fatty acid beta-oxidation. Gene Ontology annotation, molecular function: NAD+ binding; (3S)-3-hydroxyacyl-CoA dehydrogenase (NAD+) activity.
CAGCAUGUGAUAAUUCAUAAGGCCUUUAGGUGACGGAAACUCGAUUUAUAAAAAAUAUUAGUGAUAGAUAAAAUAAUAAACAGCAGGGCCUUCCUUCUUUCACACACGUAAAUACAAAAAUGUCUCUUAGCAAAGUGAUGAGCAGCUCCAUUCUGCGCAACGCCUAUUUCCGUUCCCAGGCUCUUCGUGCCAUGUCCACAUCCGCCAUCCAACAAAAGGAAAUCAAGAACGUCACUGUCAUUGGUGCUGGUUUGAUGGGCGCUGGCAUUGCCCAGGUGGCUGCUCAAGCCCAGCUCAAGGUCACUUUGGUCGACACCACCGACAAGGCGUUGGAAAAUGGACGAACCAUCAUCACCAACUCUAUCAAACGCGUGGCCAAAAAAAUGCAUCCCGAAGAUCAAGCCAAGCAACAGGAAUACAUCGAUGCUGCUUUCCAGAACAUCUCCACGACCACAGACUCGAAGCAGGCGGCCAAGGAUGCUGAUUUGAUUGUCGAAGCCAUUGUUGAAAACAUCAAAGUCAAGCAACAACUGUUCAAGGAUCUCGACAACGCUGCUCCCGAACACACUAUCUUUUGCUCCAACACCUCGUCUCUCUCCGUCACCGAAAUCGCCAAAGCUACCUCCGACAAGCGUAGACAACAGUUCGCCGGCUUGCAUUUCUUCAACCCUGUGCCUGCCAUGAAGCUUGUUGAAAUUGUGCGCACUGAAGAGUUGCAGGAUGCCGUGUUCGACCAGCUCUCCCAAGUCACCAAAAAGAUCGGCAAGACCCCUGUUUCUUGCAAGGAUACCCCUGGCUUCAUCGUCAACCGCUUGUUGGUGCCUUAUAUGCUGGAGGCGUUCCGUAUCUUGGAUAGAGGAGAAGCUUCGCCCCAGGACGUUGACACUGCCAUGAAGUUGGGUGCAGGUAUGCCGAUGGGACCCAUUGAACUCGCUGAUUUCGUUGGUCUGGAUACCAUGAAGUUCAUUGCCGAUGGAUGGAGAGAGACGGGUGGUAUUGAGCCCUCCUUGGUCACCCCCGUCAAGGUUCUCGAUGAACUUGUCGCUGAAGGUCGUCUGGGACGCAAGAGCGGCAAGGGUUUCUACGAUUAUAGCAAGAAAUAGACAUGCUCAAGCUGUUGUGGUAUAAUGUUUGGAUUAUAAAGAAUAAUAAAAGGUAACAAAAACGUAUCAACUCAAGUUGGAGAGGCUAUAUUACAAGUGGUACGAUGGUUUUUUUUUUUACAGGUUAUUGUACAUGUCUCGCAAAAUGUCUCGGUCUUUAAGCAGGACGGUCGAGUCUACGGUGAGGAUUUUUUUGCCGGCAGCUUUUUCUGGAGAGUGGCUAGGUGGUUGUGGUACAUGAUGGAGUAAGUGAGCGUCUUUUGGGAGAGAGUAUGUCUAAAAACACCGGUUAGUGCAUGUAAAUGU